Messenger RNA from Nannizzia gypsea CBS 118893, 942 nucleotides. RefSeq lists its product as hypothetical. The coding region runs from base 1 to 942 and encodes 313 amino acids. Gene Ontology annotation, biological process: glutathione biosynthetic process. Gene Ontology annotation, cellular component: glutamate-cysteine ligase complex. The record is from RefSeq and is a predicted model, not a curated record. Lineage: Eukaryota; Fungi; Ascomycota; Eurotiomycetes; Onygenales; Arthrodermataceae. The transcript is spliced from 2 exons. Gene Ontology annotation, molecular function: enzyme regulator activity; glutamate-cysteine ligase catalytic subunit binding.
AUGAAGCUAAUUCUCUCCACCGGAAACAUCGUCAGCAGCGGACCAUCCGUCCUCAGAAGGCCAGCGACAGAGAAGUCCAAUGUAGAAUUUCUAAAUUCAUUGCGGUAUAACUUUGUCUCUGCGCAAGACAUCGAGCCCUCUCACACCAACUCGCCAUGCGAAGAGACACAUUCGCCGCCCCAGAAGCUUUCCUAUAGCGACUAUACUACCUGGACCUCUAGAGAUGGCGACACGCUCUAUGUGCCUUCCCUCGAUUUCUCAAUGUCUGGUCUGUCCGAAGAUCGCUCACAAUAUGACGUAACCGUCAAGCUUUUCUACCUACCAGGAGUCCCAGCGCAGCGGAGGUGUCAGCAUGCUCGUGAAUCCAUCAAUCUGGUCCUCAAGGAGCUGCAUAUAAGCUGCAUAGAUUUGUUGAUAGUUUCGUUCCCGGAAGUAACUUUUGACGCGGAUGACGAGGGUGAAGAAGAACUGUCGAAUGGUGAAGGGUCGGAGUCUGAACUUGACAAUAUUGUUAAGACAUGGCGAGCCUUGGAGUCGAUGCAUGAGCAAGGAAUAAUAACGCAGCUUGGAAUAGCUGAAUUCGACAGUUCACGGCUCGCGAAGCUCCUCGCGCAAACAAAGAUUCGGCCCAAUGUCGACCAGAUCAACGUCAAAGAUUGCUGCGUUGUGCCGAAAUCGUUGAUCGUCUAUGCAAAACAAGAGAAUAUCGAGCUUCUGACACACAAUGACUGCACAGACAUCCUUCCUCGGGGAACAACUCGAGACCUGCUAUCUCGUACAGAAAAAGGCGCCGGUAUACUUGCUGCCACAGCUGACGCCGAGGAUGGCGGCAUAAAGGGUGACAUCGACCCGCAGUGGGUUAUCAAGUAUACCGCUGUGGUAAAGGACAGAGGAGUGAUUGAGAAUAAGGGAUAUUUCGCUCUUGCAGAUGUUGGGCCUUGA